AUGAGCAACAUGAUUGAAAUUGGCAAUCUUCUCGGAACCACAGAGUCGGCGGAGGCCGACUCUGGCGCCACCACAGUGGAGAUCACAAUGGUGGAAGCUUUUGGGGACACUAUGUAUUCCACACAGGGUGGGAAUGAGCCAGGACUAAAGAGAUGUGACUGUGAGGGAACAGAGGAAGAGACUCUGGAUGUGAGACCUCCAGCAGACCAGACUGAUGUGCCAGCCCCACCUCUGCACCCUCAGCAUCUGCUCCCCCAGCCUCUGCUCCCCCAGCCUCUGCUCCCCCAGCCUCUGCUCCCCCAGCCUCUGCUCCCCCAGCCUCUGCUCCCCCAGCCUCUGCUCCCCCAACCUCUGCUCCCCAAGCCUCUGCUCAGCCAGCCUCUGCUCAGCCAGCCUCUGCUCAGCCAGCCUCUGCUCAGCCAGCCUCUGCUCAGCCAGCCUCAGCGGAUCACUGUCCCUGAAGAGAAGACCCACUUUCCUCAAGUCCAGGCUGCUGUGGUUCUCCAGCCUCAGUGGGCCGUGGGAGAGCCGUGUCAGGCCGUGUGGUCUGAGGAUGGGAACAUCUAUGCCGCCACCAUCCUGAAGCUGGAGGGGGAGCGCUGCAGAGUCCUGUUUGACAGCUACGGCAACGAGGACGAGGUGGAUGUGAGCAGCCUGAAGCCCCGGGAGGCAAAGAUCACCCAAGUAGAGACCCAGGCCAGAGGCAGCCAAGCCGAGACCCAGGCCAGAGGCAGCCAAGCCGAGACCCAGGCCAGAGGCAGCCAAGCCGAGACCCAGGCCAGAGGCAGCCAAGCCGAGACCCAGGCCAGAGGCAGCCAAGCCGAGACCCAGGCCAGGGGCAGCCAAGCCGAGACCCAGGCCAGAGGCAGCCAAGCCGAGACCCAGGCCAGGGGCAGCCAAGCCGAGACCCAGGCCAGAGGCAGCCAAGCCGAGACCCAAGGCAGCCAAGCCGAGACCCAGGACAGAGGCAGCCAAGCCGAGACCCAGGCCAGAGGCAGCCAAGCCGAGACCCAGGCCAGAGGCAGCCAAGCCGAGACCCAGGCCAGAGGCAGCCAAGCCGAGACCCAGUCCAGAGGCAGCCAAGCCGAGACCCAGGCCAGAGGCAGCCAAGCCGAGACCCAGGCCAGGAGCAGUCAGGAGUGGACGGUCGGCUCCCGCUGCAGAGCCACAUACGCCUUAGACGGCCUCAGUUACCCUGCCGUGGUGCUGGAGGUGAGAGGACAGCGCUGCAGAGUCCGCUUUGACAACUACAACAACGAGGAGGAGGUGGAAGUGAGCAGCCUGCUGAGCUUCGACGAGCUGAACGGACCGAGCCGCUCCGGCAGGGCGACUGCUCCCUGGAAGUCGGCAUUUGGAACAACAGCCAGGAGAAGAAGAGAGGCUUUGGAGGAUGGGGACAAACGAGAGCCAGAGCGAGUGGAGAGAGACAGAGUGGACAGAUCAGAGAGGGGCAGGGACAGGAACAGGAAAGAUCCUCAACUCGGCCCAAAGCUGCCGCGGGAUCGCAGCCGCGCGCCAAGCAGAGAGGAUGAGAGGAAGUCUGCAGAGAGCAUGGCUUACUCAGUCUUCAGCUGCCCUCCUUUUCCUCCUCCUCUGCACAGCUCUGGGGACUGGUGGACCUCCAUGCCUCCGCCUCCUCUUCCUUCGUUCUUGCCGGGAUCCUCAGACGCAGGUCCGGUUCCGGAGUCACUGUCACACAUGCUGAUGAUGUGGUACAUGUGCGGCUUCCACACCGGCUCCUACCUGACGCUGCAGCAGCUCAAGUCCCCCCCCAGAGACUUGCACAAGACCGGACCGUUCUGA
This is a messenger RNA of Knipowitschia caucasica, 1803 nucleotides long. The record is from the annotation of a GenBank genome assembly. Lineage: Eukaryota; Metazoa; Chordata; Actinopteri; Gobiiformes; Gobiidae.